AUGGUAGAACUAUCGACAUUUAUAGCCCUAGGAAGAGCCUGAGUUGACUCCUUUUUUUAUCGUAGAAAGAAGCAAGCACAAGCAGAAAAGCAACUUUAAUUUUGGUGACCACCGAAUGAAUUUCUUGGAAGACCUAUUUUUACUUGCGCUUGAUCCUAUGGGUUUUGACUCCCACGAACUGACGCUAUUGCUAUUGCGAUCACUCACAGGCUCUCGCAAGACUGCAAAAGUUCAAGAAAGACUUGAAAGACAUGCUAAUGGAAAAAGUGGAGAGCAAAUGUCAGACAAGAAUGGAUGUGGUUAUGACACCGGAAGAGUUUGACUUCGUUUUUGCGGAUUGUCUGCGCAACGUCAGCUCUCACCGGACUUCGACCCUGGUCACCUUCAGGACAGGCAGAGAAGUGGAGAACAACGUGAGUGUUACGGCCGCGGUUUUGGAUCUGGAGAAUGCAGCAGAGGUGAGGACUGUCUUCGGUAGUACAAAUGUGAAAAAAAACGUGGGACCUAGCUCGGCUAGUUGUUUCUCCACGGACUCCUGGCAUAUCACGUCCAUGGCCGUGACACGGGAGCGCGAGUAUGACUCAAAAGUCUCGCUUAGAUGGACGCUCAGCGCUAGCUCAUUUGAAUAUAUUUGAUGUGUCCCUCGUGACACUACACCCCUGCCCGUCCCCUUUCCUUAUUUCAUCUGUAACGUCAUAGACAAGCACGAAAACAUGAGGAAAUGAUUUAUCACGCUGACAGACACGCAUACGCAACUAAUACGCCUGAAAAUGAAGAUGACCUGAUAGUGAUAGAUUUAACUUCUUUUGGUAUAAGUGACGCUGGAUUUGGUCAUACAUGCGGAUGAUGAGUCAGCGACUCCUGUGCUUCGUAUCCCACUAGGAAGCACCAGAAAAUGGGGGAUGGACUUGGGGAUUAUCGAACUCUCGUGUUCAUUCACAAGUACUCCGAGG
Messenger RNA from Amoebophrya sp. A25, 953 nucleotides. Lineage: Eukaryota; Dinophyceae; Syndiniales; Amoebophryaceae. The record is from the annotation of a GenBank genome assembly.